AUGUUCACAGGCAACGAACCGGGCAACGAGAAGCUCACUGCUGAUGAGAUGAUCCAAGACUGCAACCUUAAAGCUCAGACUAAGAUCCAGGCUCUAACGGACAAGAUCACGUCUUACACCGACAUCUUGAAAAUAUUCAAUUGGGAAAUGCUCGCAGAUCUCUCUGAUACCGCAAAUGUCAUCGUUACCAAGAGACGAGUUGUGCAAGAGUCGGUCCUCUGGGCGGUAGCAAUCCGCGCCGUUGCCGUGCCUGACAGUGGACAAACAACAGAUCUGUGGAGGGCUCACGACGAACUCAGAGACACUGUGCUGGCGAUGACUGAAGUCGUCGAAGCGUUUCGGAAUGAUCGACGGAUCCUUGACAUCGUUGAACUGGUACAAAAGGUAUACAAAUUUCGCCUCCCGAACGUGACCUAUACCGGAGUAUGGGCGAUCAACAUGGAAGGUAAACUGUCGAAAGCAGCCCCUGGGCCGGGAUCACAACCUCAAGCAUUUACCGAAGCACAGAUAACAGCUAUGGAGCAACGGGUGGCCCAAGCAUCGGCAAUAUUGCCGAUGGAGAUUCGUUUGGAUGUAACGGUGAAGUUUCUUGGGCGUUUGGCGAUGGAGAAGCUAGGCGGGGACAUCACUGUGGGCAUCGACUCCUACAUGCAACGGACGAAGGCCAAGUACGACCGAAUGAGAGAAGACCAGGGGGCCCAGAUGGCAGACAACACAGUAUUGGGACAUUCUUCCGCGACCAUCUCGACAGCUGAAUCCCUAGUCAUGACCGGCUGGGACAGCUUCAACGCUACCCAAAUCAAUACCGAUUCGGAUGAUUACUACGCCAAACUCGAUCCCCGACUUCAAAUCGAUUGGCAGUAUCGAACCACGGAACACGACUGA
This is a messenger RNA of Colletotrichum chrysophilum, 885 nucleotides long. RefSeq lists its product as uncharacterized. The record is from RefSeq and is a predicted model, not a curated record. Lineage: Eukaryota; Fungi; Ascomycota; Sordariomycetes; Glomerellales; Glomerellaceae. The transcript has 2 exons. Bases 1 to 885 code for a protein of 294 amino acids.